Molecule: messenger RNA, 2021 nt
Organism: Pyricularia oryzae 70-15
Lineage: Eukaryota; Fungi; Ascomycota; Sordariomycetes; Magnaporthales; Pyriculariaceae
Product: SH3 domain signaling protein
Exons: 3
Coding region: 391-1869 (492 amino acids)
Biological process (GO): plasma membrane tubulation; actin cortical patch localization; endocytosis
Cellular component (GO): Rvs161p-Rvs167p complex; medial cortex; actin cortical patch
Molecular function (GO): lipid binding; protein binding
Source: RefSeq, a predicted model, not a curated record
GGCUAUUCUGGCCUCCAACCCCGGUGAAUUGGAACACGACACGCAAGUCGAUACAGAAGUCCAAUCUUCACCCACACGCACCCUCACACUCUCUCGGCCCUACGUAAGGGCAGAUUGGUGCUGCGCAUCUUUGACUGGGCAUGACUUCACCCGUCAAUCCUCCCUCCCUCGCUAGUCUAGGCCCAAAAGCCACCCACCAGCCAUCCUCUAAUCCCAAGCCAGCUCGUUCCCCACACUCCGACUGUUUGCUUUGGGCUUGACGCCACACUGCGCGUUGCACCUCCUGUCCCGAGUCUUGAACACCAACUCUCCCCGCGUACCUAGCUUGCCGAGGAUCAAUUGUACAGAGCAACACAAGGAGUUCAAGCACAUUGCGACCACGACCACAGGAUGCAGUCGGUGUCGAGAUCAUGGGGCAAACUGGUGGGCAAGGGGCCAGGCGAUAAUGCCAAAGUCUCGUUGAUGCUGAACGACUUUGAGGAUGCCGACAAAGUCCUUGUUAAGCUCAUCGACAGCGCAAAAUCUUGGAGAGAGGCCUGGAUCUCCCUCGUAACAUCACAGCUCGGGAUAGCUACUGAAUAUGAAGGCCUGUACGACCCGAUUGUUGGCGCGACCGAUGGCCACGGGAAGGAGAUGACACCGACGCCUGAGUCUCAACUGCAGCGCACCUUGAGGCUGUGCGAGGUUUACCGCGAGCUCAAGGACGAGCUGAUGGAGGAGAUUGGCCAGAUAGAACCUCGCGUCAUAAAGCCGGCCACCGAUGCCAGGGACUGCAUACAGCCUAUUCGAAAGACCAUCAAAAAGCGAGAGAACAAGCGCCUUGACUACGAGAAGCAGCAGGACAAGGUGAACAAGCUGGCGAGAAAGUCAGGCAAGACGCCAAAAGAAGAAAAUCAGUUGGCCAAGGCGCAAGAAGACAUGAACAACAUGGCAGAGGAAUUCCAUAUUGCGGACGGACACUUGCGGGAGACGCUGCCGCACAUAGUCAACGCCGCGUUUAGCAUGGUUCCGCCCCUGCUCGGGUGUCACGUUCUUAUACAAAACAAGCUUCUCGGGCUUUACUACACCUUCUUGAACGGUUACUGUGAGGAGGUUGGCUUCCCUUCGCCUCCGCCACCCAUGGAGCAGGUCGUCGCCGACUGGACCGCCGAUUUCAAGCCAGUUCAAGCCGAGAUGGAACAGAUCGGUUGCGUCUCGCGUGGCAAGGCCAUCCACAUGUCGAUGCGCCUACCCGCAGAACAGCCCGAGCAGCCUGGAGCCCGCCGCGUGGUCGCCCCGCCCCAGCCGGACGCUCUACGCCGCACCUCGACCGGCCUCAUACCCGGCAACGAUCCCAAGGGCCGGCUCCAGCGCAUGUCUUCGGCGCCCGCGCCCGCGCCGCCAUCCCAGCCUACCCCUCGCCCGGGUCUCGGCGGCGCCCACCUCCGCGCUACAGACUUUACGACUGCAACGGCACUCGGUGAGCCGUCUUCAGCACCACUUGUCGUUCGUCCAAGAACGCAGGGCCCGCUUGAUUAUUUCGGCCACGACCGGCCCCAGCACUCGCCCGCCAGCACGCCCGGCGGUCACGGCCACCCGCAACCCCAUCGCCAACCAUCAUCAUCCAGCAUCAGCGCCGCUUCCAUCGCGGCCAAGAAGAAGCCCCCACCACCUCCGCCGCCGAAACCGCGCAUCCCGGCCGCAAAACCGCCGGACGAGUUUGUGGUCGCCAUGUUUGCGUUCCCGGGACAGGGCAAGGGCGAUUUGUCAUUCCAGGCAGGCGACAGGAUCAGAAUCAUCAAGAAGACCCAGACGGCUGAUGAUUGGUGGGAGGGCGAAGUUGGUGGCCGAAAGGGUAGCUUCCCUGCUAAUUAUUGCCAGCCUGCUUGAUGGAAAGUCGAAAAUCAAAUGCAAAAAGAAAUCAGAGCGAUGUUGAAACCUUAAGUGGAAACGGAGCGAAAAAAAACUAUUUUUAAGCGUACAUACAUAGAAUAAUCCCCAUUCAUAAUGGGCUAUAUGCAAAUUUGACUCUUUUAUGUAUA